UGGCGGAAGCAGUACCAAAGAAUAUGUAAAUAGUAAUAAGUUUUUUGGUUGGUAGACAUGUAAAAUUUGUUUAAUAUUCUUUAUGUGAUUUUGUGAAUAUUUGUUGAAAUUAUUUACGUCUGAUGUGAAUUAGAAUCGUAAUAGAUUAGAAAAAUAGAAACUAAGAAAACUGAUACAGUGAUUUAUGCAAUGAAUAAUGUUAAUCAUGGAUUUAUUGCUGUCCACGUUGGUGCAGGACAGCAUUCUGAUUCUACUAAAGACAAAUAUCAAAAGUUAUGUCGGGAUGCUUGUAAAAUAGGUAUCGAAAAUAUUAAAUCUGGUGGUAGUGCCCUAGAUGCAGUGGUCGAUGCUACAAUUGUGUUAGAAGAUUCACCUCUGACAAAUGCUGGAUUUGGUUCUAACCUUACAGUUAAUGGAACGGUAGAAUGUGAUGCCAGUGUAAUGGACGGUACUAAUUUGCAGUUUGGUGCAAUAGGUGCGGUUAGUGGUAUAAAAAAUCCGGUCUUUCUUGCUAAGCGUUUAUGCGAACAACAGUCAAAAAAAAUUGGAUAUGGAAGAAUUCCACCGAGCUUUUUGGUCGGACAUGGAGCGCAUACAUGGGCACAAGAAAUGGGUAUACAAAUAUUAUCUCCUGACCAAUUAAUAUCAAAGAAAGCAGAAAAAAUAUACAAGCAUUAUAAAAGACAAGUAGAAAAUAGUGAUAAUGAAGUUCAUAAGUAUGCUAAAAGACGAAUGGAUACAGUUGGGGCAAUAUGUGUAGAUAAAAAUGGGAAUAUAGCAUCGGCUUGUUCUAGCGGUGGUAUUAUUUUAAAAUACCCAGGAAGAGUGGGUCAAGCUGGAGUAUGGGGAUGUGGUACUUGGGCGUGUAAGGAUAAGUAUUCAGUCGGUACAAGUACAUCAGGUUGCGGGGAACAUCUCAUUCGUACUACGCUUGCUAGAUCAAUAGCAGAAGCAAUUGUAAAUACAUCCUGUCCAACAACUAGCUUGCAUCAAGCUAUGAAAAUUAAUUUUAUAGAAUCUAGAUUCUUAAAUGGAAUCGAAAAGAAAUUAGGUGGAGUUAUUGCAAUUCGUUAUUCACCUCAGGAAAAACUCGGAGAUUUUCUUUGGAGUUAUUCUACCAAUUCAAUGAUCAUAGGCUAUAUGAAUUCUAAUGAACGAACAUCAAUAAGUCAUAUGUCAGUUUUACCUACAAUUGAAGUUGGAAAAAAGGCUGUGGUCGAAGGGGUCUGUUUUCGAAUGUAAACAAUUGAAAUUGAAAUUAAAACAUAAGGAUACAACAUAAAACUUUUAUCAAAUCAGGGAAACAAAUGAAAAGAACAAUUAUUAGUUAUCAACUUAUUAUAUUAUUCAAUAAAAUUUGUAUUUUUAUUUGAAAAUACAUUUUGUAUAGCAUUUAUUAAUUAAUUAAUUUGUUUAUGUGUAAAGCAUGUGAUUAAAGUAAGAUAUGGUGCUGUUAUUUAUCGGCUGGAAGUAAACUAAAGGACUGCUCUCGGAAAUUCUUAUUGCCUAUAGCCAUAGCAGAGUUCAAGAUGGCCGAAACUGACAUUAGUGGUAAUUAGUCUCUUAUUAAAAUACUAUUGCAAAUACUGUCAGACAAAUUAGCUGCGCUUCAUUCGAUUCAAAUUUAAUUUUCUUUUAUUAUUUAUUAUGUGUGAUCGUGCUAAAUUAUAAAUAAUAUCCUUUUUAUGUUCAAUUAAUUUUUAAACUGGUAUUUUUGGGUAAUUAUUUAGAAGUGUUUUAUUUAUUUAACUCUUCCAUUACUAGCGGCUCGUA
Messenger RNA from Polistes canadensis, 1773 nucleotides. It is a transcript of the gene Tasp1, whose product is annotated as threonine aspartase 1. Lineage: Eukaryota; Metazoa; Arthropoda; Insecta; Hymenoptera; Vespidae. The transcript is spliced from 9 exons. The coding region runs from base 190 to 1242 and encodes 350 amino acids. Gene Ontology annotation, biological process: protein maturation. The record is from RefSeq and is a predicted model, not a curated record. Gene Ontology annotation, molecular function: threonine-type endopeptidase activity.